GUAUAUUUUUCUUUUUACUAACACAAUAGCCUGAUGGCAGAUUAGCUGAUUAUGGCUGAUUAUUAAAUAUAAUUUUCUAACACAAUAAGCAUCAUCUAGAAAAUUCUUUCGCGGGGGCGGCGAUGGUGGUGAUGACGAUAGUAUGCGUUGUUACAUACAUGACGUCACAACUAUUCUUGAUAAAACGUUUUAUAUACUAGUUGUGGACCGUUGUGUGUUAAUUUAAUUAUCAUGAAUAUGAUAACAGUGUUUUUAAAUUAUUAUUAUUAUUAUUAGAGAUUUUUAAAACGAAUUGAUUGAAAAUUGUUAAAUACGUAUGUAUUUCACUGGGUUUUUGGUGAUGUUUUGAGUAAAAAUUAUUAUUACCUGAUAAUAAUAAUUUAUUAUAUUAUUGAAUACCUGUGUAGCCUAUUGAAGUCAAUAGAAUUAAAUCAAAUGAUGUUGACGUUUUUUUUCAUUGUCAAACUCAUUGUUUGGAUACUAAAAGAAAUCAACGGUUAUAGUUAGGUAUAGAAAUACUCUAAUAUUUAUAACAUAUAAUAAAAUAUAAUAUAUAUAUAAUUUUUCUGUAUUUUGGGUAGGUUGACAGCAUAGAGUACUUCAUCAAAUUCUGUUGUCUGUAGGUAUUAGAGCAGUAAAAUCAUGUACCUAGUCCGGGGGUAGGUAUUCUAGUGUCCUAUUUGCCUUUUUACAUUCAUGCACACAGAGAGGUUUUCUGAAAGUAUACAUGACGAUGAAGAUAUCUUGGGAUAUCGUAUUUUCAAUAAUAAUAUGAUAUAUUAUAUUAAAAAAAUUAUUAUUAUUAUUAUUAUUAUUAUUAUUAUUUGAAAAUGUUAUCCUAUAGACCUAUGUUUUGUGUUAACAAACGGUAGGAUAGCUAAAAAGGUAUGACCCUCGAUGACCAUGUCUUUAGUUCCAUACACAGACGACGUAUUUGAAAUAGUCUUUUCUUCCCUACCGAUCGUGGGAAUUAACCCUCCAGGGUACCAUGGAUUAAUCUAUUUCUUGAAAAUUUUACUGAAUUAUGUAUUAUUCAGUCUAGACAUAUAAUAUUUUUCUUCUCACGUGUUAAAGCAUUUUGUUUAGUAAAACUAGUAAAUCCAAUAAUGAUAAUAAUGGUUAUGUGUGUGUGUAUGUGUAUACUCAUCUUAUUCUUGCUAAAUCAUAUAAAAACGCAGCAUCCUAUGGUUUUUGUAUCAUUUAGUUGGUUCACGAUUUAGGUGUUUUAUAACAACUACAUUUUCUUUACAACAUCACGAAAAAGAUAUUAAGAAUAAUAUCAUCAUGACUAACAAUACACCAGAAUACGGUGGCGAGGAGUUUUUUAAUAUUUUAAAUAAUAUUAGAUAUGAACCUCGUGAAAACAACUCCCCAAUUUACCGAGAUGUUUUCGGUAACUUAAUGGUUAACCCAGACAACGAAUUAGGAAUUCAACUGUCGUUUAGUGAAUACGGUGCAAUAACACAGAACUCAAAUGAUUCAAUCUAUUUCUUCGAUUCAAUCACGAAUCAUAGACCAAUAAUUGAAUCACGUGAUACGGUGAGCAAUGAUGACGAUGAACAUAUCACCUCCUCGAGUUCGGAUAUGUUCCCUGAGCUUAUACAGGGGGAGAUAAUAAACGAACCGGUAUUUUCUGAUAUAGUUUCGGUUAGGGAGAUUAAUCUGUGUAAUCACACCGAUUCUCUCCUAGACCGUGCACCACCACCACAUAUUCAUUCGUUGUCGGAAUUUGAUGAACCAAUUGCCCACUCGACUCAAAACAUCCCCCCUGAACUUGUUCACAAUGAUAUGAUAAAUGCCCCGAUUGAGACUAAUCUAUGGAGUAAUGACAAUGACUCCCACACAAAUUCAUUGCUCAUACAUGCUGCAGAAAUAGGGGAAUUAUUUGAUUUAAUGUAUUUUUAA
This is a messenger RNA of Daktulosphaira vitifoliae (grape phylloxera), 1905 nucleotides long. RefSeq lists its product as uncharacterized. The record is from RefSeq and is a predicted model, not a curated record. NCBI's taxonomy places the organism in Eukaryota, Metazoa, Arthropoda, Insecta, Hemiptera, Phylloxeridae. The transcript is spliced from 5 exons. The coding region runs from base 1285 to 1905 and encodes 206 amino acids.